AUGUGCACCGUACAAUACGUCUACUACCGAGUCUGCAACCACUUCAAACAAGACGAAUGGGGCGGCGACCUCCCCAUAUUUGUCGAACGCUGUUCCGCAAACUCGAUCCGCGCAUACCAAGCACGCUGUGUUUACAGCAAUCCGCGGAUGGAUCCAGAUCACUACACCACCAACAGAGUGUACGAGAAAUGCGGGAUCUGUACUGAGAAGGAUCGCAGAGUGUAUGAGGAAAGUCUGCCGGCGAGGGAACAGGCACUGCGGGAGCAGGUGAGGAGGAUGCAAUCGCAAAGUUAG
Molecule: messenger RNA, 294 nt
Organism: Glarea lozoyensis ATCC 20868
Lineage: Eukaryota; Fungi; Ascomycota; Leotiomycetes; Helotiales; Helotiaceae
Exons: 2
Coding region: 1-294 (97 amino acids)
Source: RefSeq, a predicted model, not a curated record